Messenger RNA from Trichoplusia ni (cabbage looper), 2108 nucleotides. RefSeq names its product proton-coupled folate transporter-like. Gene Ontology annotation, biological process: transmembrane transport. Gene Ontology annotation, cellular component: membrane. The record is from RefSeq and is a predicted model, not a curated record. The coding region runs from base 178 to 1602 and encodes 474 amino acids. NCBI's taxonomy places the organism in Eukaryota, Metazoa, Arthropoda, Insecta, Lepidoptera, Noctuidae. The transcript is spliced from 8 exons. Gene Ontology annotation, molecular function: transmembrane transporter activity.
UUCAAACCACUUAAUGUGGGAGUGAAGUUUGCACGUAAUGACUUAAAUACUGUUUCGCAGUUUGAUUUGUUUCAGUUAAUUAAUUAUUAUUUGUUUUUGUAACCACGAAAUAUUAUAAUUGCUAAGCAAUAAUUUGUGUAAGUGAAGUUCAGUUCAAACGUCGAAGUUACUUCUAAAAUGGCACAGGAUGACGAACGGCUAUCUGAAAAUAAUGAGGCUGUUAAUACGAUUAGCGAAAUACCGGCAAAACGUUUUGGUUUGACAAUGGAAUUCCCUACGUUUAUCAUUAUGAUGGGAAUGUCAUUAGCUGGUACUGCAAUCAGCAAUAUAAUAUUGUACCGGACAUGCGUCCAUUCUCUGCACUACCCAGAAGACGAAUGCAGAUUAUUUCUAUCAAUAGACAAGAAGAAUACGACUAAUCAUUUAGAGGGGGAAGUACAGAAGUAUGCGACGUUGGUCUCGACUGUGAGAGGUGUGAUCGAGGCGUUGGUGCCAGCUUUCCUGUCUUUCUUCCUAGGAGUUUGGUCUGAUAGUCAUGGACGGAAACCUUUAAUUGUUUGGCCCAUUUUCGGUAUAACAAUAUCGUCGGGCAUGAUGGUCGUCUACAGUUUGAUGAAUAGUCUGGGCCCCUGGUGGUACAUUUUAGCCGUCAUACCAUACUCCCUCUGCGGUGGAUUCACAAUUAUGUUCACCGGCGCCUUCUGCUACCUAAGUGACAUCACCACGACUAAGAACAGAUCUAUUAGGAUGAUAAUGUUGGAAGUGGCUGUGGGCUGUGGCAGUGUGGUAGGGUCCCUACUGAGCCCAUACGCCCUGAGAGUCUUUGGGAAUGUCUAUCUUUUGUUGAUAGUUACAACUCUGAAUGUCAUAGCAUAUGUAUUUACAAACGUGUAUUUAAGAGAGUCGUUGACAGGAGCCUUGCAGGGUGGCUUAACAACGGUUUUAGAUUUCUUGCUAGUCAAAGAGAUGGUCCGAGAGUGUUUCAAACGACGUCCGAACAAUGGACGAUCACAAAUACUCCUACUGAUCAUAGCCAACAGUCUAUCGAUAUUCAUCCUCUAUGGAACUGUGUCCUUGGAGUACAUGUUCACGAGAGCGAAGCUGCACUGGACCAUGAAGGACUUUACGCAGUUCUCUGGCCUGAGUACUUUGAUAAGUUUCAUAGGAUCCGGUUUCGUAAUUGUGGUACUUCAUAGGCUUUUGAAAAUAAGUGAUUUGGCAAUUUCAAACCUAGCCUACAUAUCUGUCAUCGCUGAAUUUCUAAUCAGAACUUUUGCCACCGCUUCUUGGCAUAUGUACUUGGGCGCCAGUAUCGCUUCUUUCAAAGGUCUAUCAGCUCCAUUAAUCCGGGCCUUCUUGACAAAAAUCCUGCCAGUUGUGGAUAUUGCGAAAGUAUUUGCCUUGAUGUCUGCUGUUGAAGGCCUAUGCCCGUUGCUAUCACCCCUUAUAUACAAUUCGUUAUAUCAGGUUACUUUAGACGUAUUUCCUGGUGCUAUUUAUUUGCUCAGCGCAGCAAUAACGGCGACCAGCGUCGUUUGCGUCACAAUGGUGCAAUACUAUAGAUGGAACGUAUCUUCGCCGUAUCAACCUUUGUCGGCUUGAUACUGAAUUGCACGCGUAAAGGCAAUAUCCAUACUACGUGCCUGUGUUAUUUAUGGCUACUUAAAGACAAACAAUAAAGGAACUUGCAAUACGAUACUUAAAUUGUUUAAGAGUUAAUUGAAUCAAAAAUGUAUGUGAUAUGUAGAAAUAAGUAGUGAUAAAAGCUAGAAUAAGUUUUCUAGGAAAUAUGAUUUAAGUAAUACGCUGGUACGUAUUUGCUAUUUUUUUCGCCAAAAGUGCCUAAUUUUAAACUAAAGUAAGAAAUUAGUACACGAUCUAAAAUAUUAAAUAAGUACAUUGUCAAUGUGUAUAUUUUUUUACUUAUUGCAGUUGAAUGAAUUUACUAUACUUGGUAGAUGUACAAUAGUAUUUGGUUUGUUAUUUUUACGUAUUGGUUUUAUGCAAUACGAUGUGAUCGUAUAUAUUGUACCAUAGCACAUUUAUUUAUGGUACUAUUGCUAUACAGUGAGGUUUUGUAUUACUAAAUAAUAAAGUAUGUGAAACUA